Molecule: messenger RNA, 1167 nt
Organism: Cotesia congregata
Lineage: Eukaryota; Metazoa; Arthropoda; Insecta; Hymenoptera; Braconidae
Source: the annotation of a GenBank genome assembly
AUGGAUAUUAUUUCAUUUAGUUAUGGUAAUAGUAAUAAUAAUAACAAUAUUUUUUUAUUAUCUGGUCUUGGACUCACGCGGUUAUUUCAAAAGCCUAAUUUAGACUUAACAACGGCGAACACAAGGCACUUGAACGCCGAACCGGACUUAGUCAUCGUCUUCGUGUCGCCGCAAAGUGAAAGACACUCUAUGUUAAGAGAAGCUACAAGAUAUUAUCGGGAUAUGACACACAUUUAUCACGCGAAAUUUAGAUAUGUAAAGAGUUUAUUUGGCCUAAUUGGUUUGAUUUAUUGUUUAAGGGACGGAAAAUUUGACCCUGAAGUUUAUACGACUGAGAAAAGAAAAUGGAAAAUUAUUUACAGGAAGAAAAUAUUCGGCCCAAGCCGGCUGGGAGAACUGAAGAAUCCAGUCCAUGGGGACAAGAACAAUGCGGACGACGUAUCUUGGCCAUUCUACAGCGCUAUUGAUGAAAUAGUUUCGAGUUGUAAUAAAAUUACUCAAUCUAAUCAGAAUCAGCAAAUUCUUUAUGACAAUCAAAUUGAUCCUCAUCAAUUUCUGUAUGUCUCUGUGAAUUCCGAUGAGCAGACUGAAGAAGAAAUAGCUCCUUGUUCAUCGAAAAGUUCAACAAGAUCUAAAAGAAUGAAUGGAGACUUACCGGACGUAACAAUUUCAUCUCGGAAACGUAUAAAAGAGUCUCCGGCACUUGACACAAGUCAAGUACCACUGGCUCAAGCGCCAUUAAACCUCCGUGCCAAUACAUAUGGAGUAAAAACAAAAAUUCAAAUGACUCCGUUAGUCAAUGUCAGAGACGCAACGAAGCUCAGGCGAACUACCACGGAAAAUCGUUCUCGGGUUCCUCAACAGCAGCAGCAGCCGCAACGCCAGCAGCUGCAUAUUAUCCGGACGACAGUGAAUCAUGUCAAGAGGGCAAGCCAGUCUCUCGACAGAGAUUCUAGCAGGCUCAGAAGACUCCGCAAAACCUUGGUGCAAACAUACCCCCCAACUUCCACCUCGACGAUGUUAAAUGUCAAUGAAAAUCACAGCAGUGAGCUGAUAAGAAAAUUAAAUGAAUUCAUUGUUUACACCAAAAGGCGCGACGAAGAACAUCGUAUUAUUAUGAUAAGAAUUCUUGAAUCCGUUGAAAAAAUAGCCAAUAAAAUUGAUUAA